CAGAUGGCGCCCGGCGGCCAUCUUUAAUGGCGGCCUGCGUAGGGAAUUCUGGUAUUGUUUGAUUUAUCAUCUUCACACUACGUUCUGAUAGUGUUCAAUCUCUUCAUUUUCCACGGUCAAGAUAGAUUUGGCAUUAAAGCAUUUCAAUAGUGCAUUCUCUCUGAGAUCAUGGAAGACAAAAGCUGUUUAUUGAAGAAAAUUGAGAUCAGUGUGUCAGAAGCAGAAAAACGAACAGGCAAAAAUGCAGUAAACAUGCAGGAGAUUUAUACAGUCUACCUUAUUGAAACAAGGACACAUGAUUCACAAAAUGAAGAGGAGAACUCUGUGCCAGAUUCACUCUGGAGACGAUACAGUGAAUUUGAAUUGUUGAGAAAUUAUUUAGUUGUUACAUAUCCUUGUAUAGUGGUACCACCUCUACCUGAAAAAAGAGCAGAAUUUGUUUGGCAUAAGUUAUCCGCUGAUAAUAUGGAUCCUGAUUUUGUUGAACGACGAAGGAUUGGUCUUGAAAACUUUCUGUUGCGUGUUGCUUCACAUCCUACUCUCUCUUGUGACCCAAUUUUCUAUUUAUUUUUAACACAGGAAAAUGGCUGGAAAGAAGCAGCAAAUGAAUCAGGGUUCCAAGCAAAGGCAGAUUCCAGAUUAAAAGCACUCAAUGCAACAUUCAGAGUCAAGAAUCCAGACAAGAGAUUUACGGAGCUGAAACAUUAUGGAGAUGAACUGCAGUCCAUCAUAUCUCACCUCCUGCGAGUUAGAGCAAGGGUGGCAGACCGUCUGUAUGGUGUAUACAAAGUGCAUGGAAAUUAUGGAAGAGUCUUCAGUGAGUGGAGUGCUAUAGAGAAGGAAAUGGGAGAUGGACUGCAGAGUGCUGGUCACCACAUGGAUGUAUAUGCAGCAUCUAUUGAUGACAUUCUAGAAGAGGAGGAGCACUACGCUGACCAGUUAAAGGAAUAUCUCUUCUUUGCAGAAGCUCUUCGGUCUGUAUGUAGAAAGCAUGAACUGCACCAGUAUGAUUUGGAGAUGGCUGCUUUGGAUCUAACAUCAAAGAAACAACAAAAAGAGGAGCUCGCUACAGGGACCGUGCGCACGUUCUCCCUGAAAGGUAUGACAAGCAAACUUUUUGGUCAGGAAACACCGGAACAAAGAGAAGUUAAACUAAAUAUGUUGGAGGAGCAAAUUACUGAUGGAGAGGAGCUUGUGAAGGCCAAGAAUCUUGAAUGCGAAGAUUUCAUGAAGGAUGCCUGGGCAGACAUUGAGCGCUUUAAGGAACAGAAGAACAAUGACCUGAAAGAGGCCCUUAUCAGUUAUGCAGUAAUGCAGAUAAGCAUGUGCAAAAAGGGAAUUCAAGUCUGGACCAAUGCUAAGGAAUGCUUUAGCAAGAUGUAAACGUUUACAUUCAAUAAACUUCAACCUUGCAUAAUACAAGCACAAGGAAAGGUAGAACUCAGAAAUGAUUUGAGCACAUGGAAUCCUUUUUACAGCGAUUGUAUAUUUAUCUUUCAAUCCAUUUGCUUGAGAAGUGGGCACAAAGAAACUUUUGUGAGAAAAUGUCUUGCUAAUAAAAUUUUAAAAAUCAUGUUGCCAAGGACGUGGGGUUAAGGGAAAAGCAGGCAGAAUUUCUAUUUCAGAAACUAAUCCAUGUGCUGUGCUGGGUUUUUCCUGUAAAUUUGAAAGCCUUCAGAUCAUUUCCAGAUGUGAUUACAUUUUGCUAGUUUUUUUGGUGCAGUUUUGCAUUGGCUUUCAACAAGGCUGAUUUCCAUAACUCUUAAUAAAAUGGACAGCUGCUCAUAUUUGCUGUAGAAUAUGUAGAUUUGUACAAUAAGUCUUAAUUUCAUGUGUUCAAAAUACACUGUUUAAUUCUUCUCAAUAGAAGGUUCCAGCUUUAUUUGAUUUCCUUCUUUCGGCUGAAUUUGCAGCAUUCUACAAAUGAGUAGAUAAACAUUCAAUGUCUGGUAUUUGGCUGGGAUAUACAAGAAAUGAUGUGUAACCAGCCAAUCCUAAUUAAUGAUUGGUAUGAAGAACUGUUAACUUCUGGUGUGACCAGUGUAGAUUAUUUAAUCUUGUUCAUUGGCAUAAAAUUUGAAUAAUUUCAGUGUUGUGAUUUUGUUUCAGUCUGGACAAUGCAUACAGUUAUCAAUCAUGAUUUGUAAGUGACAAUGAAAAGUCUACUUUCUUAACCUGAUUUGAGAAACUCAUUAACUUCAGUAUCUGAUUUAUCUAUAGAUUUUAAUAUUCUAGCUUUCCAAAACUUGUAAAUUUCAAAGUGUAGAUUAUGACAGAUGACUGCCUUCCCUUCAAACCGUUAUGAGUACCAUGCAUGUCUAAGUAAAUGUGAUUUAAAAUAUCAACACUCAGUUAAUGACACUACCAUUUGUAAUUGUUUCUUGAAGCCAUUUCAUCAGUCUUUCGGGUAAGUUUUUUUUUCUCUAAUUUCAGCAAAAAUGUUGAAGGGAAAUUGCUUUUUCUACUGACUUUUCUAUUCUAAAAUUGUCAAUGGGGGAAAAGUUCAUUCCUGCUAUAAUUAUGCUUUUAUACAGUAAGAAAAGCAAAAAAAAUUCCCUUCAGUUUUCUGUAUUUCUUCUAACUUGAAGAAUAGUGUUAAGCUGUGCUAGAACAACCAUGCAGGUGAUUUUAAGAAAUCUGCUAACAAACACUUAGUUGAGAAUGGAUGGCGAAAGGGAUAAUUUGAACAUAUAUGAACAUUACCUGUUUAAUGACCAAAAAAAAAAUGAUUUUUAAAAAGAUGAAGUGACUUAAGUGAUUCCAUUAAUACAUUCUGUUGCCUUUUGCCUUGAAAUGCCAAAACAAUAACACUAAAUGAUGGUGCCUUAAAUAUUCUGCCAUUUUUGUGCUUAUUUGUAUAUGUAUAGUAAUUACUGCAUGUUUGAUUUACUUUGAUUCCAUCUUGGAUUGCUCAAAAGGUUGCCUGAAAAUUCAUGUGUAGAUAAAACCAGACAAUACAUUGAAGUUUGUAGAAGAAUCAAAGGAAUACACACCCCACUGUGCCAAAAGUGCUGAAUGAAUAAACAUGCUUUUAAAAUGCAA
Molecule: messenger RNA, 3042 nt
Organism: Chiloscyllium plagiosum (whitespotted bambooshark)
Lineage: Eukaryota; Metazoa; Chordata; Chondrichthyes; Orectolobiformes; Hemiscylliidae
Gene: snx4
Product: sorting nexin 4
Biological process (GO): protein transport; positive regulation of autophagosome assembly
Cellular component (GO): plasma membrane; SNARE complex; early endosome membrane
Molecular function (GO): phosphatidylinositol-3-phosphate binding
Source: RefSeq, a predicted model, not a curated record